AUGAGCCUCCAAAGUCUUCCAGCAGAGGUUACCCUCCAAAUCUUCCGACUGUUGGAUAACAUCGACGAUGCGCUCCGUCUGGGGCGUUCCUGUCGUCAGCUGUAUCGUAUCCUAAAUCGCCCAGGUCAUCGGCACACGAUAAUGAAGUCGAUUAUUGUAGGCUCAAAGUAUCACAAACACGACCUUCAGCUCUCCCAACUGACGCAAUUCCAUGCGAAAUGCACGGAAAUCUACGCGACACAAUCGCGGCUCCCAAUGUCCUGCCGACCAGACACGGGCAUGGUCAAAUCGUUUCAUGAACCGUCGACAAAGCUCCUCGCGUCGCCACUGGUCGUGGCGGAGAUCGUCACCAGGUGGCAUGCAAUGAAGGUAUUGUUUGAUCUCUAUUGCAAAGAGUCCGUCCGCUCGUCGUAUCUGGCGGACUGGGAGACAUCAUGGAACUGCUCUCCAGAAACCGCCGGAGAAAAUGAAACCGCCGGCCCAUUUGCUAACGGUAUUUGCAAUUCUUAUGCGCAACUUCCGCCGCAAGAGAAGCAGCGGGCGUACGAGCGAUUCUACCGUGCUCUCACGGCCCAUUGGGUCGCCGUGGAGUUGACCUGGGUGAUCCGAGUCUCCAAGCACAAAACAGAGAGAGAGUUCGACCGGUGGGAAAGGAAAGUCUACGAUCGAUGGUCCAACAACCCAGAACGUUCCCUCGAGGAGAAACUGGACAUCUUUGAGGCUCUGGACUUUGUAUGGUACUUCCUAGUGAGCCGGAUAUUCGACCACUCCGUCCACUCGGGAACUGUUGCCGACUGGAUCGAGGUGGCACCAGAGUCUGCUACACCCCACGCUUUUUCUCCUCUCGAUCUAUACGUUUCGCACGCACGGGGCUUACGACAGCCCUCCCGGUUGCAACUAAAUUUUCACGAAGCGCUUGAAGAUGACUGCAUGGGUAUGUUUAUAGACGAUCUACGAUCUAUCAUCCGUCCACCUCAUGUGAUCGAACUUCUGCUACGAUUAGCCUGGGAUCCGAAAUCCCAGAGUGGCUUUGACCGGCCGCAAUAUGUGCGUAAGCUGGGGGUCUUGGACCAGACGUACCAGUGGCAACAAACAGAGGCCGACGGAUUUCGGACAUACCAUGUUAUCAUGUAUGACAUUGAUCUUUCGGAUAGAGAUAUCCUGUCGAGCCUGACAGCUACAGCAUUUCGCGUAAAGACCGAGGAAUCGUGGCACCUAACCACAUUGAAUGAUACCGACAGCACAAUCAACGAGAUGCAAUUGGAGUUAUUCAGGGAACAAUGGGAACGUUACAAAGAAAAUCCUUGGGAUACCGAGAUGAGAGGGCAGAUUUUCUUCCGCCAAGAGACACAGAUUCAACUAUUUGAGCGCAUAAUCGACCUUGAGGAGUAA
This is a messenger RNA of Aspergillus fumigatus Af293, 1392 nucleotides long. Lineage: Eukaryota; Fungi; Ascomycota; Eurotiomycetes; Eurotiales; Aspergillaceae. The record is from RefSeq and is a predicted model, not a curated record.